Messenger RNA from Boeremia exigua, 3200 nucleotides. RefSeq names its product amidohydrolase. Gene Ontology annotation, molecular function: N-acetylglucosamine-6-phosphate deacetylase activity. NCBI's taxonomy places the organism in Eukaryota, Fungi, Ascomycota, Dothideomycetes, Pleosporales, Didymellaceae. The record is from RefSeq and is a predicted model, not a curated record. Bases 271 to 3108 code for a protein of 945 amino acids. Gene Ontology annotation, biological process: N-acetylglucosamine catabolic process. The transcript has a single exon.
CGGAUCCUACUUACCUUGGUCUAUCAAUCUGAUCGAAGCCCGAUUUGGAAGGCGUUCGAGAUAGCGGAUGCGAUAUUCGACCCACUGUGUCGUCAUUUCAUCAACGCGUUGCGUGACACCCGCAAAUUGAGGGGGCUGGAUGUACCGUAUCGGAGCAACAGCAUCUGCUUCCUACACCUAGCAUCAACACUCGAGCCUGCGGUACAUUGUUCGCUACAAAGUUCUGAACACAUACCAAGCAGUCCAGUGGUCUCCCACGCGUGGGUGAUUAUGGAUAAAGUCAUUGCGGAAGGUCUACCUACGUACGACGAUGCUACCACAGCAUCUGCGCCACGUACAUGGCUGCAUCGUAGGCAGAAGCGUAGGACGUUUCGCCUCCUCGGCGCCGCAGCUUUGACAUACCUUGCCUACACGACGCUCAGGAUAGCCAACAACACAGAGCGUAGUGCCAGCACAUUGUCCGUUGCAAAGUUGGAAGCUGACCUAAAUGUUUGCUCAAGCCUGAGACGACAGCCUGUCGAACAAAGCACUCAUCGCGAACAUAACAAGCGCUGGAUCGAAUCAACCAAUCCUGUUCUGAUCCGUAAUGCUACGAUUUGGACUGGAGAGCCAGCUGCGGGCACCUCUGAAGAUGAUGCAAGAGCUGGAAAGGGCUGGGGCUGGGUCGUGUCGGAUGUGUUCACCGACAAAGGGCUGAUUAUCAGUGUUCAACCGAACAUCAGGCAUGGAGACCUUCCUAGCAACACCGAGAUCUUCGACGCCAGAGGCCGCCAGCUGACCGCUGGUAUCGUGGACAUGCAUAGCCACGCAGGACUAGAGAGCCUUGGAAACCUCCAGAGUGACGACAAUGAGCUAUCUUCUGAUAUCACACCCUAUGUGCGCUCGCUCGACGGGAUCGAUCCCCUGCAACCUGAGUUCGAGUACAUCAAGUCUGGAGGAGUUACAACCUCCCUCUUCUUGCCAGGCAGCGGUAAUAACAUUGGUGGCGAAGCUUUCGUACUCAAAUUUGCGGUUGGGCCAAAGAACGGUCGGACCGAGAUCAGCCAGCAGGAUCUCUUCGCAGACCCAGACAGAACUUGGCGAUAUCUAAAGAUGGCCUGUGGCGAAAACCCGAAGCGCGUCUACGGCAGAGUUGGCGAGCGUGGCCCGUUCAGCAGGCUCGGGGAGGCAUGGGAGUUCCGUCACGCGCUUGAGCAGGCACGAAACUAUGUGCAAGAGCAGGACGAUUGGUGUGCAAGAGCAGACGCCGUUGGUGCUGAUAGGAUGGAGACUUAUCUUCGCCAAGAUUUGCAGUGGGAGACCCUUGGUGCCGUGUUGAGGGGUCAGGUCCGAGUGAACACACAUUGCUACACUAUUCCAGAUCUGGAAGCGCUCGUUCGACACACCAACGAGUUCAAAUUCCGCGUGUACGCAUUUCAUCAUGCGCAUCAGACAUACCUGGUACCAGAAGUCUUGCGUCGAACUUUCGGUGGAACACCAGCGGCUGCGCUCUUUGCUGACAAUAUGUACUACAAAGUUGAAGCAUACACUGCAUCUGAGCGCGCUGGUGCGAUCCUCUAUGCUCACAACAUCACACCAACUUAUGUAUCAGACAACCCGGUCAUCAACUCACAGCACGUGGUUCUCGAGGCAGCGAAAGCAUACGGGUACGGUUUGCCAUACCAUGCGGCUCUAGCGGGGGUUACUUCAGCACCCGCUGAGCUACUCGGUCUUGGACACCGAGUUGGAAAGAUCAAGCCCGGGUUUGAUGCAGACAUCGUUGUUUGGGACUCGGAUCCAUUGAGUGCUGGCGCUACACCCGUUCAAGUCUGGAUCGAUGGCGCAAAACAAUUCCACGAUCCAAUUGAGCUGAAGAAGCCCACUGCUCCAGCAAUAAAGCCGGACGAAGACCUUGCCACAGAACUCACGGCCGACAAAGCCUUCAAGGGCACUGUGGUCUACAAGGGUAUAUCGCGUGUUCACGAUAGCUUCUUGUCGGACAAGACGGCGGCCAGCGAAGACGCCAUCGUAGCGAUUGUGUCUGAUGGCAAGCUUACUUGUGUCGGUGCUUGUACGUCCGAGAUCGCAGGGUUGGCUUCCACAGGUGUUCGUACUGUGCAUCUCAAAGAAGGCUACUUGACGCCACCUUUAGUCGCGUUUGGCUCGUCACUUGGCCUUGCCGAAAUCGAUGCUGAAAGCGACACUCAUGAUGGGCCCUUUCCUGAGGAGGGCAUCACUUUCGCCCUGGACGGUCUCUCAUUUGGCGGGAAGCAGCUUGCGCGAGCAUUCGAGCACGGCGUCCUCAGAGCUUUCACAGCGCCUGGCAAUGGAGGGAUCGACUCGAAGGGCGUGAGUGUCGGUUUCAGUACUGGUGCGAAGAAUGCGUUGGAGGAUGGUGCUAUCGUGUACCCGGAAUCAGCACUGCAUUACCCGUUGACACUGGGCGCAAAGGGUGGCAAGACACCCAGCAUCUCGAGCGUCAUCAAUGCACUUAGAACGCAGCUCCUUGAGGCUGUUAGCGGUGCUCGGGAUGAAGACUUCAAAUCGAACAACACCGAGAAGGCCUGGCUGCAGCGAGUUGUCGACGGAAAGUCUACACUCGUUCUUAGCGCACACAGCGCAGAUACUAUUGCGUCCAUUAUUCGGCUAAAGAGUCAUGUCGAAUCUGUCAGCUCACAGAAGCUCCGAAUUGUGAUCAUCGGUGGCGCAGAAGCUCACCUUGUCGCCGAUGAGCUUGCCGCAUCGAACAUCGCUGUUGUUCUUUCGCCGCUACUUCCUCACGCCCAGAGCUGGGACCAACGUCGUGGCCUUACGGGCCCACCACUCACUAAUGUAUCAACGAAUGUGUUGCUCGACGCCGGUGUUCAGCUCGGAAUCAGCGUCGAGGAGACUUGGGAAACGAGAGAUCUCGGCUUGCUGGCGGGUAUCGCGUUCGCGAAUAGUGAGGGGCGACUGUCCUUCAGCGAGGCGCUUGACCUCGUUGGAGCAAAUUUCUACAAAUUCCUCGGCUUGGACAACACCGUGCAUCCGGCUGGUGGGGACUGGAUCAUUUGGGAAAAGAGCCCGCUUGAAAUUGGUGGACGCGUGAAGGCUAUCGGUGGGAUCAACUCAACGCGCGCCUGGAAUUGAGCUCCUGGGUAGAAGCUGUGGUCACUGCAGGGAUUGCAUCUAUUAUCACGAGUUACGCAAAUUUGAUGAAAUUGGAUAAAUUCAUGCCCUGA